This is a messenger RNA of Sphaeramia orbicularis (orbiculate cardinalfish), 1101 nucleotides long. Its product is annotated as early nodulin-75-like. The transcript has a single exon. NCBI's taxonomy places the organism in Eukaryota, Metazoa, Chordata, Actinopteri, Kurtiformes, Apogonidae. Bases 1 to 1101 code for a protein of 366 amino acids. The record is from RefSeq and is a predicted model, not a curated record.
AUGGACUCUGAACACAGAGGGAAAGCAGAGGGUUCAACUGGCCCAGAAGAAGAAACACCACCAAAAGAAGAAACACCACCACAAGAAGUACCACCAAAAGAAGAAAUACCACCAAAAGAAGAAAUACCACCACAAGAAGAAACACCACCAAAAGAAGAAAUACCACCAAAAGAAGAAAUACCACCAACAAAAGAAAGACCACCAACAGAAGAAAGACCACCAACAGAAGAAAGACAACCUAAAGAAGAAAUACCACCAAAAGAAGAAACACCACCAACAGAAGAAGUACCACCAAAAGAAGAAGUACCACCAGCAGAAGAAAUACCAACACAAGAAGAAGUACCACCAAAAGAAGAAAUACCACCAACAGAAGAAAGACCAUCAACAGAAGAAAGACAACCUAAAGAAGAAAUACCACCAACAAAAGAAACACCACCAACAGAAGAAGUACCACCAAAAGAAGAAAUGCCACCAAAAGAAGAAACACCACCAAAAGAAGAAACACCACCAACAGAAGAAUUACCACCAAAAGAAGUACCACCAAAAGAAGAAUUACCACCAACAGAAGAAGUACCACCAAAAGAAGAAACACCACCAACAGAAGAAUUACCACCAAAAGAAGUACCACCAAAAGAAGAAUUACCACCAACAGAAGAAGUACCACCAAAAGAAGAAGUACCACCAAAAGAAGAAAUGCCACCAACAGAAGAAGUACCACCAAAAGAAGAAGUACCACCAAGAGAAGAAAUGCCACCAAAAGAAGAAAUACCACCAAAAGAAGAAGUACCACCAAAAGAAGAAAUACCACCAACAGAAGAAAUACCACCAACAGAAGAAGUACCACCAAAAGAAGAAGUACCACCAAGAGAAGAAAUGCCACCAAAAGAAGAAAUACCACCAAAAGAAGAAAUGCCACCAAAAGAAGAAGUACCACCAAAAGAAAUACCACCAACAGAAGAAGUACCACCAAAAGAAGAAGUACCACCAAGAGAAGAAAUACCACCAAAAGAAGAAAUACCACCAAAAGAAGAAGUACCACCAAAAGAAAUACCACCAACAGAAGAAGUACCACCAACAGAAGAAGUAACACUGUGGAUUUAA